Molecule: messenger RNA, 2971 nt
Organism: Condylura cristata (star-nosed mole)
Lineage: Eukaryota; Metazoa; Chordata; Mammalia; Eulipotyphla; Talpidae
Gene: TPX2
Product: TPX2, microtubule-associated
Exons: 16
Coding region: 19-2265 (748 amino acids)
Biological process (GO): activation of protein kinase activity; regulation of mitotic spindle organization
Cellular component (GO): microtubule; spindle
Source: RefSeq, a predicted model, not a curated record
GUGCCAAGGUGGGGCACAAUGUCACAAGUUAAAACCUCUUAUUCCUAUGAUGCUCCCACGGACUUCAUCAACUUUACAUCUUUGAAUGAUGAGGAAGAUACCCAAAAUGUAGAUUCCUGGUUUGAGGAGAAAGCCAAUUUGGAGAAUCAGUUUCCUGGGAAGAAUGGGACAGGAGGGCUUUUUCAGGGCAAAACUCCUUUGAGAAAAGCUAACCUUCAGCAAGCUAUUGCCACACCUUUGAGACCAGUUGACAACACUUGUUACAAAGAAGCAGAAAAAGAAAAUCUGGUGGGACAGUCUGUUCCAUCAAACACUUGUUCCUCCCUUGAAGUCACAGGAACCACUACAAGAGCUAUUUCAGCCCAAGCUCAGAGAAGAUCUGUUAGACUGUCUGCUCAGAAGGAUUUGGAACAGGAUGGGAAACACCAUGUAAAAAUGAAUGCUAAGAGAUGUGCUACUCCUGUGGUCAUUCAUGAAAUUCCACCCUCCAAAAAGAUGAAAGUUUCUAACAAUAAAAAGAAGCCAGAGGAAGAAGGUCAUACUCAUCAAGAUAAUUCUGAAAAGAAUGAAUCCUCCCCAGAGAAAACCAAAGGUAGACACACUAUGACGUGUGCACCACCUGUAAGGCAGAAGGUUCUAAAGAGCACUGAGGAGCAAGAGUUGGAAAAGAGAAUGAAAAUGCAGCAGGAGGUGGUAGAGAUGCGGAAAAAGAAUGAAGAAUUCAAGAAAUUUGCUCUGGCAGGAGCAGGGCAAUCCAUGAAGAAACCAGUGAUCCAGGUAACCAAAUCAGUUGAUUUCCACUUCCGCACAGAUGAACGUAUCAAACAACAUCCUAAGAACCAGGAGGAGUAUAAGGAAGUAAAUUUUACAUCUGAACUGCGAAAGCAUCCAUCAUCCCCUGCCCGAGUGACAAGAGGCUGCACCAUUAUUAAGCCUUUCAACCUGUCUCAAGGAAAGAAAAGAACAUUCGAAGAAGCAACUUCUCAAUAUGUGCCCCUUGCACAGCAAGUUGAAGCUUUCCACAAGCGAACCCCUAACAGAUACCAUCUGAGGAGCAAGAAGGAUGAUGUUGAACUGUUACCUUCCAAACCCACUGUGGCCAAGAUCUCCAGAGACCCGAAGACCCCCACGCUGCAAACCAAACAUCGUGCAAGGCCUGUGACCUGUAAAAGUGCAGCAGAUCAGGAGGCCGAAGAGCUGGAAAAACUGCAACAAUACAAAUUCAAAGCACGGGAACUUGAUCCCAGAAUUCUUGAAAGUGGGCCCAUCUUGCCUAAAAAGCCACCUGUGAAGCCACCCACUCAGCCUAUUGGCUUUGAUUUGGAAAUUGAAAAAAGAAUCCAAGAGCGAGAGUCAAAGAAGAAAUCAGAGGAUGAACAUUUUGAAUUUCAUUCUAGACCUUGCCCUACUAAAAUCUUAGAAGAUGUUGUGGGUGUUCCUGAAAAGAAAGUACUUCCAAUCACUGUCCCCAAGUCACCAGCCUUUGCAUUGAAGAACAGAAUCCGAAUGUCUACCAAAGAAGAUGAGGAAGAGGAGGAUCCAGUAAUGAUAAAAGCUCAACCUGUGCCACAUUAUGGGGUGCCUUUUAAGCCCCAAAUCCCAGAGACAAGAACUGUGGAAGUAUGCCCCUUCUCUUUUGAUUCUCGAGACAAAGAACGUCAGUUACAGAAGGAGAAGAAAAUGAAAGAAUUGCAGAAAGGGGAGGAGAUACCUAAGUUCAAGGCACUUCCUGUGCCUCAUUUUGACACCAUUAACCUGCCAGAGAAAAAGGUGAAGAAUGCAACUCAAAUAGAACCUUUCUGCUUGGAGACGGACAAAAGAGGUGCUCUGAAGGCCCAGACUUGGAAGCACCAGCUGGAAGAAGAACUAAAACAGCAGAAAGAAGCAACUUGCUUCAAGGCUCGUCCAAACAACGUCACCUCCCAGGAGCCUUUUGUUCCCAAGAAAGAGAGAAAACCCAUUGCUGAGGGCCUUUCUGGUUCUCUAGUUCAGGAACCUUUUCAGCUGGCCACUGAGAGGAGAGCCAAAGAAUGGCAGGAACUGGAGAAGAAAAUGGCUGAGGUGGAAGCCAAGAAAGCCCAACAGUUGGAGGAGGCCAGGCAACAGGAGGAAGAGCAGCAGAAGGAAGAGCUGGCCAGGCUACGGAAAGAACUGGUGCACAAGGCAAAGCCAAUACGCAAGUACCAGAGUGUCGAGUUAAAGUCAAGUGACCAGCCCUUGACCGUGCCAGUGUCUCCCAAGUUCUCCACUCGAUUCCACUGCUAGGCGCCAUGGGUGGGGGGCCCUGCCAGGCAGGAGCUGCUCUCACCGACACUCCGGCGCUUUCUUUCUUUGUUACAUGGCAUGAAGAGAAUCCAUUUCUCUAGACUUCUACCAACAUGCCUGACAGAACACCUGAUAACUGGAGGCUCCGGUUUUGUUGAGAAUUGUUUUCCCGUAUUAUUGAGGGUAAUAACGAGACUCAAUUCAUGUAUGCCUUGAUCAGACUCCAUGUAGCUAGGUAUUUGUGAAAGGUCAGUUAAUCUUUAAUAGGGAUUUUUACUCUGACUAGAAUUUAAAGUCUGUAUCAGCAGUGUAUAAUUGCUAUCGCCCUUUACCCCUACUCAUUUUUUUUUCCUAUUUUAAUCAGAAAAUAAAGAGUUAAUACUGAGAUAGCAUUUAAGUCAUGGCUUAAACGAGGACCAACCAGUCUAUCAGAUUCUUCACUUUUCUCUCCAGACCAUGUAAAUGUAGAGUUGAGGAGCCCUUCACUCUGUGGGCAGAAAGCUGCAUUAACUGCACCAGGGAAGAAACUGCGUAGGCUGAUGGCACUGCACUGCAGCCACUGGCACGCUUUGUGUAGAGCUGCCGACAGCAGCUCCCUUGUGGUAAAUAACAGAGAAGGGUGCAGCAUGCAUCGUUAACUCCUCACGACCUAGGCUGGAGGAAGUAUGUUGUUUUCCUCUCCCUGAUUUUGUUAUUAGAUUUUAUU